AGAUCUAAAGGGCACCCGAGGGGCAUCUUUUUUGAUACAGGGGGCGAACAAGUUGCCAGAGGGAGGUUUCGACUUUUCAAAGACAUUUGGACAGGAACAUGUCGUGAGUCAGAGACUGCUGUACGCUCCUGCUGCACAUUUCCAUAGCUGAGGUGUCGAACGGGUCUCUUCCUCCUCCCAGUUGGAUCAUGUGGAAGAAGAGGAGGUCCCAUCGCUUGGAGAUUUCAGCUCCUCGGGACUUUGAGCACAGGCUGCACACCUCCUUUGACCCCCAUGGCCAGAAGUUUGUCGGCCUGCCCCAGCAAUGGCAGGGGCUGCUGGCGGAAACCCCGAAGCGGCCAAGGCCUCUGGUGGAUCCAUCCAGGGUCACCCCUGUGGAGCUCACUCCGCUGAAGCCCAUCGUCCGUGGGAGCAAGUCGUCAGUCAAUGGGCACAUCACGGAACUGCUGGCCGACCUGCAGAAAGUCUCUGUCUCCAGGUCCAACUCUCUACGGAGAAGCGCGGCCUGCUGCCCUCGGGGGCCACCCUGCCCGCUCAGGAGGAUCGAGGAAGACAGCACCCAGGAGAUGCAGAAGAAGCUGCCCGGUCCUGCGCGCCGCUGGAGCAGGAUCUUCUCCCGCGGUCACCACGGGAAGGGCCGAGGGGGUGAGGGCGGGAGCUCCGCGGUGAGGCCUUCGUGCGGCCGACCAGAUGCGAGUAAGCCGGCCCAGAACCUCUCCGUCCCCUCUUUGGAGUAUGAGCGGCAGAGGGCGCACUCCAUGCACCGUUUCUCCCCCCCACGUGCUCAGGAUGCCAGUCUCCCCUCGAAUGGAGUCCCCGCAGAGACUGCUCCGUCUCACUCAGACAGGAGGCUGAGACCAGGCAGGAGGAACAGUCUGGGCUGGAGGCCCAUCUCUUGCUUCUUUGGUCAGUCCAGCCCAAAGGGCACGAGGGGACACGGCACGGGUACCUUGCUAAAGCACAGCAUCGCGGGUCACCCACUCAACAGCCAUCUGUCCACGGGGGCCUCGCCAGACACAUCGGCAAGAGUCACCACGGCCAAACAAACUCAGCUUAACUCCAGUGAGUACAGGACCAGCCUACUCUUCCCUCCAUGCCUGGGAUCAGCUGAGCGAACCUACUCUGGACUGCGCCCAGUGGCAAUGGACCUUUCCUUAUACAAGAGGCCCAGAACUGUUCACAGUAUCCUAGCUGUUCUCUGGCUGGUGGUAUAUCAACAAUAA
This is a messenger RNA of Stegostoma tigrinum, 1223 nucleotides long. RefSeq names its product serine/threonine-protein kinase PAK 6-like. The transcript has 5 exons. The coding region runs from base 189 to 1223 and encodes 344 amino acids. NCBI's taxonomy places the organism in Eukaryota, Metazoa, Chordata, Chondrichthyes, Orectolobiformes, Stegostomatidae. The record is from RefSeq and is a predicted model, not a curated record.